CCUGAAGCUAAGCCAGCCUUGAGGAGGCCGCAUUCCCUCUCCUCUCCGAGUGAAGACUCAGGCUUGAAUCCAUUCCAGGAUAAACUUCUCCUGGCCAAGAGAUAACACAACUUCAAGGUGACAACCAGGGAGGCCUUUUAAAAGUCCUCCUUCCCCGUUAGAGUUGCUGAGUUCCUCCACAGCUGGCCGUCUGCCGGCACCCGCUACCAUGUGGGAACUCGUGUGUCUCUCGCUGCUCAUCCUAGCCUAUUUCUUUUGGCCCAAGCCAAAGACAUGUGAUGCCAAGUUUCCCAGGAGCCUCCCAUCCCUGCCCCUUGUGGGCAGCCUGCCGUUUCUCCCCAGACACGGCCACAUGCAUGUCAACUUCUUCAAGCUGCAGAAAAAAUACGGUCCCAUCUAUUCUCUUCGUCUGGGCACCACACCGACCGUGAUCAUCGGCCAAUAUCAGCUGGCCAGGGAAGUGCUCGUUAAGAAAGGAAAAGAAUUCUCCGGUCGGCCCCAGAUGGUGACUCUAGGCCUCUUGUCGGACCAAGGGAAAGGUAUCGCCUUUGCUGACUCUGAUGGCUCCUGGCAGCUACACCGGAAGCUGGCACUCAGCUCCUUUGCCCUCUUCAGGGAUGGUGACCACAAGCUGGAGAAGAUCAUAUGUCAGGAAGCCAGCUCACUGUGUGACUUGCUGCUCACCCACAAUGAGGAGUCCAUAGAUCUGUCCCAGCCUAUCUUCACGUCAAUAACCAACAUCAUCUGUGCCGUCUGCUUCAGCACCUCUUAUGAGAACAGGGAUCCGAUAUUGACCACCAUACAGACCUUUACAGAAGGCAUCCUGAAUUGCCUAGACAAUGAAAAUCUGGUGGACAUUUUCCCUUGGUUGACGAUUUUCCCCAAUAAAACCUUGGAAAAGAUAAAGAGACACGUUAAAGUUCGAGAGGAAGUACUGAUUGACAUGUUGGAAAAAUGCAAGGAGAAAUUCAACAAUGACUCCAUCUCCAACUUGACGGACAUUCUGAUACAAGCCAAGAUGAACGCAGAUAAUAACAACACCACUGAUGACCAGGGUUCAUUUUCAGAUAGACACAUCCUUUCCACAGUGGGAGACUUCUUCGGGGCUGGUAUAGAGACCACCACCUCUGUGUUGUGUUGGAUUGUGGCUUUCCUGCUACACAAUCCUGAGGUGAAAAAGAAGAUCCAAAAAGAAAUUGACCAGAAUAUAGGUUUCAGCCGCACACCAACUUUCAAUGACCGAAAUCACCUCCUCAUGCUGGAGGCCACUAUCCGAGAAGUGCUUCGUAUCAGGCCAGUGGCCCCCAUGCUCAUCCCCCACAAGGCUAACAUUGACUCAAGCAUUGGCGAAUUUACCAUCCCCAAGGACACACACGUAGUCAUCAAUCUGUGGGCCCUGCAUCACGAUGAGAAGGAAUGGGACCAUCCAGAUCAGUUCAUGCCUGAGCGCUUCUUAGACCCCACGGGAAACCAUCUCAUUACACCCUCGCUAAGCUACCUGCCCUUCGGAGCUGGGCCCCGCGCCUGCAUUGGAGAGGUUCUAGCCCGUCAGGAGCUCUUCCUCUACAUGGCCUGCCUGCUACAGAGGUUUGACCUGGAUGUGCCAGACGAUGCGCCGAUGCCCUGCUUGGAAGGGGACCCCAAGGUGGUCUUUCUGAUUGAUCCCUUCAAAGUGAAGGUCACAGUGCGCCAGGCAUGGAAGGAUGCCCAGGCAGAGGUUGGCACCUGGAGGCCAUGACUCAUGUCUCCUGGUCCCAUGCUGUGCAGCCCACAGCACAAAACUAGAGGUGCUGCCCCUACUGACUCCUACAUGCCUCCUCCUCCUCCCCCCCCC
Messenger RNA from Peromyscus eremicus (cactus mouse), 1834 nucleotides. RefSeq names its product steroid 17-alpha-hydroxylase/17,20 lyase. The transcript is spliced from 8 exons. The coding region runs from base 209 to 1738 and encodes 509 amino acids. The record is from RefSeq and is a predicted model, not a curated record. Gene Ontology annotation, biological process: hormone biosynthetic process; progesterone metabolic process. Gene Ontology annotation, molecular function: iron ion binding; steroid 17-alpha-monooxygenase activity; heme binding. Lineage: Eukaryota; Metazoa; Chordata; Mammalia; Rodentia; Cricetidae.